Molecule: messenger RNA, 3130 nt
Organism: Pezoporus occidentalis (night parrot)
Lineage: Eukaryota; Metazoa; Chordata; Aves; Psittaciformes; Psittacidae
Gene: INTS3
Product: integrator complex subunit 3
Exons: 30
Coding region: 38-3100 (1020 amino acids)
Cellular component (GO): cytoplasm
Source: RefSeq, a predicted model, not a curated record
UCCCUGCGCCGUUGCCCCCCCCCCCCAGCCCCCAGCCAUGGAGAUGGGGAAGGGGAAGGGGGGAGCGGGGGGGAAGUUGCUGGUUUCCACCCUCCUGGAUGCCAAGGAUGAGCUGGAGGAGAGGCUGGAGAGAUGCGUGAGCAUCGUCACGGCGCUCACCAAUGGGCUCUCGGAGCGGGAAGCCAACGAUGCUCUCAACGCUCACAUAUGCAAAGGAAGCCCCCAGCACGAGGAGAUCUGCCUGGGGCUCUUCACCCUGGUCCUCACGGAGCCUGCUCAGGCCCAGAAGUGCUACCGGGACCUGGCCCUGGUGAGCCGGGAUGGGAUGAACAUCGUCCUCAACAAGAUCAACCACAUCCUGAUGGAGAAGUACUUGAAGCUGCAGGACACGUGCCGCACCCAGCUCGUGUGGCUGCUGCGGGAGCUGGUGAAGAACGGGGUGCUGGGUGCUGAUGGCGUCUGCAUGACCUUCAUGAAGCAGAUUGCAGGUGGGGAUGUGACAGCCAAGAACAUCUGGCUGGCUGAGAACGUGCUGGAGAUCCUCACCGAGCAGAGAGAGUGGGUGCUGAAGAGCAGCCUCCUCAUCGCCAUGGCCGUGUACACCUACCUGCGGCUCAUCGUGGACCACCACGGCACGGCCCAGCUCCAGGGCCUGCGCCAGAAGGAGGUGGAAUUCUGCAUCUCCCUGCUCCGGGAACGGUUCAUGGACUGCUUCAUGAUCGGCCGGGACCUGGUGCGGCUGCUGCAGAACGUGGCCCGCAUCCCGGAGUUCGAGCUGCUCUGGAAGGACAUCAUCCACAACCCGCAGGUCCUCAGCGCCCAGUUCACAGGUGUCCUCCAGCUCCUGCAGUCCAGGACAUCCCGCAAGUUCCUUGCUUGUCGCCUCACUCCCGACAUGGAAACCAAGCUGCUCUUCAUGACCUCGCGGGUGCGGUUUGGGCAGCAGAAGCGGUACCAGGACUGGUUCCAGAGGCAGUACCUGUCCACCCCGGACAGCCAAUCCCUGCGCUGCGACCUCAUCCGGUACAUCUGCGGCGUGGUGCAUCCCUCCAACGAGGUGCUGAGCUCCGACAUCCUCCCGCGCUGGGCCAUCAUCGGCUGGCUGCUCACCACCUGCACGUCCAACGUUGCUGCUUCCAAUGCCAAACUGGCCUUAUUCUAUGACUGGCUCUUCUUCAGCCCCGAGAAGGACAGCAUCAUGAACAUAGAGCCUGCCAUCCUGGUGAUGCACCACUCCAUGAAGCCUCAUCCUGCCAUCACCGCCACGCUGCUGGAUUUCAUGUGCCGGAUCAUUCCCAACUUCUACCCCCCUCUGGAAGCUCACGUCCGGCAAGGGGUCUUCAAUUCCCUGACCCACAUCGUGGAGAAGCGGGUCCUUGCCCAUUUGGCCCCUCUCUUUGACAAUCCCAAGCUGGACAAGGAGCUCCGGGCCAUGCUAAGGGAGAAGUUCCCGGAGUUCUGCAGUUCACCCUCACCCCCCAUCGAAGUCAAAAUUGAGGAGCCCGUUUCCAUGGAGAUGGAGAACCACAUGGCGGAGAAGGAUGACAGUUGCUAUGACAACGCCGAGGCCGCCUUCAGUGAUGAUGAGGAGGAUCUGAACAGCAAAGGAAAGAAGAGGGAAUUCAGGUUCCAUCCCAUCAAGGAAGCCAUCGUGGAGGAGCCUGUGGACAUCACCCCCUUCCUGGACCAGCUGGACGAGUCCCUGAAGGAUAAGGUCCUGCAGCUGCAGAAGGGGAGCGACACGGAAGCCCAGUGUGAGGUCAUGCAGGAAAUCGUGGAUCAAGUCCUGGAGGAGGACUUUGACUCGGAGCAGCUCUCGGGGCUGGCCUCCUGCCUGCAGGAGCUCUUCAAGGCUCACUUCCGAGGGGAGGUUUUGCCGGAGGAAAUCACGGAGGAGUCCCUGGAGGAGUCCGUGGGGAAGCCGCUCUACCUAAUAUUUAGGAAUCUCUGCCAGAUGCAGGAGGACAACAGCGGCUUCUCCCUGCUGCUGGACCUCCUCUCGGAGCUCUACCAGAAGCAGCCCAAGAUCGGGUACCACCUCCUCUACUACCUGAAGGCCAGCAAAGCAGCCGCGGGCAAGAUGAGUCUCUACGAGUGCUUUGCGCAGGCCACGCAGCUGGGGGACCUGCACACCUGCCUCAUGAUGGACAUGAAGGCCUGCCAGGAGGACGACGUGCGCCUGCUCUGCUACCUCACCCCCUCCAUCUACACCGAGUUCCCGGAUGAGACCCUCCGGAGCGGGGAGCUGCUCAACAUGAUCGUGGCCGUCAUCGACUCCUUCCAGUUGCAGGAGCUGGUUUGCCACGUGAUGAUGGGCAACCUGGUCAUGUUCCGCAAGGAUUCCGUGCUCAACAUCCUCAUUCAGAGCCUGGACUGGGAGACCUUUGAGCAGUACUGCACGUGGCAGCUCUUCCUGGCGCACAGCAUCCCCCUGGAGACCAUCAUCCCCAUCCUGCAGCACCUCAAGUACAAAGACCACCCCGAGGCCUUGUCCUGCCUGUUGCUGCAGCUGAGGAGGGAGAAGCCCAGCGAGGAGAUGGUGAAGAUGGUGCUGAGCCGGCCCUGCCACCCCGACGACCAGUUCACCACGAGCAUCCUGCGGCACUGGUGCAUCAAACACGACGACCUCCUGGCCGAGCACAUCAAAUCCCUGCUCAUCAAGAACAACAGCCUGCCCCGGAAGAGGCAGAGCCUGCGCAGCUCCAGCAGCAAGCUGGCCCAGCUCACCCUGGAGCAGAUCCUGGAGCACCUGGAUAACCUGCGCCUCAACCUCACCAACACCAAACAGAACUUUUUCAGCCAAACCCCGAUCCUGCAGGCGCUGCAGCACGUCCAGGCCAGCUGCGACGAAGCCCAUAAGAUGAAGUUCAGCGACCUCUUCUCCCUGGCUGAGGAAUACGAGGACUCCUCGAGCAAGCCCCCCAAGAGCCGCCGCAAGGCCCCCAUCGCCAGCCCCCGCAGCCGCAAGAGCACGGCGCAGCCCCCCAACCCCGAGGAGGAGUCGGCCUCCAGCAGCGCCUCGGAGGAGGAAGACACCAAACCCAAACCCACCAAGAGGAAGCGCAAGGGCUCCUCGGCCGUGGGCUCCGACAGCGACUGAUGCUUGUGGGGCAGAGCCAGGAGGAUGCUC